Cyprinodon tularosa is the source of this 1289-nucleotide messenger RNA. Its product is annotated as serine/threonine-protein kinase B-raf. The transcript has 10 exons. The annotation marks the transcript as partial. Gene Ontology annotation, cellular component: plasma membrane; mitochondrion; cytosol. Gene Ontology annotation, molecular function: protein kinase activity; ATP binding. Gene Ontology annotation, biological process: protein phosphorylation. The record is from RefSeq and is a predicted model, not a curated record. NCBI's taxonomy places the organism in Eukaryota, Metazoa, Chordata, Actinopteri, Cyprinodontiformes, Cyprinodontidae.
CUCUUUCCCGGCUCUCUGACCAACGUUAAAGCCCCACAGAAGUCACCGUGCCAACAAAGGGAGCGGAAAUCUUCCUCGUCAUCUGAGGAUCGUAAUAAAAUGAAAACUUUGGGAAGGAGGGACUCCAGCGACGAUUGGGAAAUUCCCGAGGGUCAGAUCACCCUGGGUCAGAGGAUAGGCUCCGGGUCCUUUGGAACGGUCUUUAAAGGAAAGUGGCAUGGUGAUGUGGCUGUGAAGAUGCUGAACGUCACCGCUCCCACUCCACAGCAGCUUCAGGCCUUUAAAAACGAAGUGGGAGUCCUCAGGAAAACGCGUCACGUCAACAUCCUGCUGUUCAUGGGCUACACCACCAAGCCCCAGCUGGCCAUUGUGACCCAGUGGUGCGAAGGCUCCAGCCUCUACCACCACCUGCACAUCAUCGAGACCAAGUUUGAGAUGAUCAAGCUGAUCGACAUCGCCCGGCAGACGGCUCAGGGCAUGGAUUACCUGCACGCCAAGUCCAUCAUUCACAGAGACCUGAAGAGCAACAAUAUUUUCCUCCAUGAGGAUCUGACUGUAAAGAUUGGUGACUUUGGUCUAGCCACAGUCAAGUCUCGCUGGAGUGGCUCCCACCAGUUUGAGCAGCUCUCUGGUUCCAUACUUUGGAUGGCUCCAGAGGUCAUCAGGUUGCAGGACAAGAAUCCCUACAGCUUCCAGUCAGAUGUGUACGCCUUUGGCAUUGUGCUCUAUGAGCUCAUGUCAGGAGCUCUCCCUUAUUCCAACAUCAACAACAGAGACCAGAUCAUCUUCAUGGUGGGGCGAGGUUAUCUCUCCCCAGACCUCAGCAAAGUUCGCAGCAACUGCCCCAAGGCCAUGAAGAGACUGAUGGCAGAUUGCCUGAAGAAGAAGAGAGAGGAGCGACCUCUCUUCCCUCAGAUUCUGGCCUCUAUUGAGCUGCUGGCUCGUUCAUUACCCAAAAUCCACCGCAGCGCCUCGGAGCCUUCCCUAAACCGAGCCGGCUUUCAGACGGAAGACUUCAGUCUGUACUCCUGUGCUUCACCUAAAACCCCCAUUCAAGCUGGAGGAUACGGGGAGUUUUCUGCUUUUAAAUAAUAACAGCCAGCACAGCAGUCCAUCUCUCAUCACCCCUCCGUUUUCUUUUGGUCCCUGGGAUGGAUUCAUCGAUUCCUGAGAAAUAAUAGAAAGGAAAAAAAAAAAAGAGCGUCUCACAGUGCCGGGCCGCCCCGAAGGAGAUGCCUUCACUUUAGUCCCUGUCACAACGGAGAGGAAGGAAAAACACAAGAUGAAGG